CCCCUCCCGGAUCGGCGCGUGCGUAGCUCGUCCCCCGCCCCCCCCCCAGACCCCUCCCGGCGCGCGGAGGAUGCGGGGACGCAGCUAAGGCGGGGGCAAGGAGGAUGGAGGCACCCCUGGUAAGCCUGGAGGAGGAGUUCGAGGAGGGGCCCGGGGACGAUGGGGGAACCCCCCGGCGCACUGCGGACCCAGCGCUGGCCGAGCUGGAGAGCUUCUCAGCUGAGAUGAUGAGCUUCAAGUCGAUGGAGGACCUGGUGCAGGAGUUCGAUGAGAAGCUCACUGUCUGCUUCCGCAACUACGACGCCGCCACCGAGGGCCUGGCCCCUGUGCGGGGCCGCCUGCAGGCACAGGAGGAGGAGGAACGCCUCCAGGACGAGGAGGUCUGGGACGCCCUUACUGAUGGCUUCGCCCCCCGGGACUCCCCCCGACCCUGGCUGCACCCUGAAGCUGAGGCCCCCGAUGGCACCGACCCCCAGCUUUGUGAGAAGGAAGAGGAGGAGGAGCUUGCUGAGAGGAGCGAGCAUGACUCAGGCAUCAAUGAGGAGCCACUGCUGACGGCUGAGCAGGUCAUCGAGGAGCUGGAGGAGCUGAUGCAGAGUUCGCCUGACCCUGAGGCUGACCCUGACGGUGAUGAAGAUGAGGAGGAGGAGGAGGAGGAGGAGGAGGAGGAGGAGGAAGCUGAGGCUGAUGCAGAGGGUGAUAGUGGUGGUGGGGGCAUGGAGCCCAUCCUCCUGCGUGAGCUGCACACUUUCUCCCCCACCUUCAACAACAACUGCUCCCAUGAAGCAGGGCUGGAGCAGCUCUCAGCCGGGGAGCUGGUGGCGGCGGCGGGGCGGGCGGAGGCGGCGAGCCGGGCGCUGUCGGCGGAGCUGGUGGCACAGCUGGCGCGGCGGGACGAGCUGGCCUUCGAGAAGGAGGUGAAGACGGCGUUCAUCGGGGCGCUGCUGGCGGUGCAGGGGGAGCAGCGGGAGCAGCGGGAGGCCGCUCGGCGCCGCCGCCGUGACCGGGGGCUGAGCCUGCAGGGGGGGCGCCCCGAACGCGGGGGACACAUGCCCAGGAAGCGCUUCAGCAUGGAGGGCAUCUCCAGCAUCCUGCACUCCAGCCUGCGCCAGACCUUCGGCCCUGCCACCAACGAGAAGCAGUACCUGAACACAGUGAUUCCUUAUGAGAAGAAGGGAUCGCCCCCCUCCGUUGAGGACCUGCAGAUGCUCACCAACAUCCUGUUUGCUAUGAAGGAGGGGAACGAGAAGGUGCCCACACUGCUGACGGAUUACAUCCUCAAAGUGCUCUGCCCAACCUGAUGUGGCGCUGCCCUUGAGCUCCCCCCACCCCGGCGCCCCCCCAAAAUGGGGGCCAAACACAAGGAAAACAGGUCGCCUGCGGCCCCCCUGCCCCACGCUCCCCCCCCCCACCUUUGCACAGCUGGGAAAUAAAUAAUUUGUUUCAUUAAUUAAGCAACUGUCCUCCAGUAUCUUCUUUCCCUGCCUACAACGCUCACCGUGUUUUCCAGCUUUUAGAUAGAAAAACAUGCUUUUUGUAGAAAAUGCCAAGGAGGAAACUGCUGUGAGGCUCAUGAAUAUUCAGCAUUUUGCAAAAUAUGCACAUUUUGGCUAGUGAGCUGCUGGGUGCUCGUUAGGACAUGGAAGAAGGUGGGAGCUUCCAUUCUGGGGAGAACCAAUCAGAUUUGGGGAGUGUUGCUCAUUUUGGGUGAGAGUCACUAGUUUGGGGCUACUUUCUUUUUUGGAGAACAUAUUCUAUUUUGGGGGUGCAGCCAUCAUUUUGAGUCAACUUGUCUUACUCAGGGGGGAAGGCACUAUGGGGAGUUUCACUCAUUUAUGGGAGCAUCAAUUGCUUUUGAGAGUCACACAUUUUGGGGAACAUCACUCUUUUGGGGGGGAGUAACUCAUUUCUUGAGAAAAACACUUUGGGGAAAAUCACUAAUUUGGGGAACAUCCCUCCUUUUUGGGGAACAUCAUUCAGUCAUUUUGGUGCACAUUGCUUAUUUUGAGGAAGCAUAACACAUUUCAGGGAAACAUCAUCCAUUUUGGGCUGGGACAUCCAUUUGGGGGCAUAUUGCAUAUUUGGAGGAGUAUAAUGCAUUUUGGGGGAAAGUCACCCAUCUGGGGGGUGCAUUGUUCACACUGAGGGCAAACCACUCCAUUUUGGAGCUCUUUAGGGAAGCCUCACUUCCCUAAAGGGGGGGUGCAUCACUGUUGUGCACGUAGGAAUCCUUUUUGGGUUGCAUCACUCAUUUGUGGGCUUAGGGUAAGUUACCCAUUUUGGGGGAGAUUCACCUAUUUGGGUUCUGGGUGAAUUGCCUGUUUUGGGGGGGGGGGGGGGUUACUCACCCAUUUUGGGGUUCCUCUACAGCCCCCCCCAGAAGAAGCUGACAAUAAAAUACAGCUGCAAAACCUCAUCUCUUAGUACUUUAUAAUAAAUGGACAUGAAUUAAUACUAAAUUACAAUGAAUCCUUUAUGAAAUUAUGGAUUACAUUCACGCCAGAUCAGUAUCGAAAAAUAGGCUUUUCUGCCCAUUGCAUCACUUUGUUGCUGCAGCUGUUUUUUCUGUGGCUGCUGUUUCUUCUCAACUCCUCAAGAGCCAAAAGAAGGACAAAAAUGGCAAUUGUUGCAGCCGCCCAAAUCCUUCCUUACUACAGAAGGACAAACCCCGCAGUUAUGGGGAAGAACCUGCAGAAAAAAACUUUUGUUUCCCCCCCACGGUACAAAAAGCCCCUGUGUCACCUGGGCUGCUUUUGUCUCACAUUUUAAGGCAAAAUUUGCCCUUUUACUAUCAUUCAGAAGUCUCCAAAUGAAUUGCUUUUGUAGAGCUGCCCUCCCUGAUACCUCAUUCAGGUCACUUGGGGGUGAGAAACCCAAUGUUUUCCUGUGCAGGUGGAUGAUACUGGGGAGAAAUCAUCUUUUCAGCAACCAUACUGAAUUUCCUUCCUCCCGGGCAAAGCCUGGGGUUCACUACUCAACUUUGGGUGAAAGUAUGUGGAUUUUUUUUUAACCAUUUUUCCCUUUUUGGUACCAAAGCACCCUGGGAAGGUCUCACUCCUGGCAGGUUUUGCCCAACUUUGCAUCUAGUCUCAGCCCUUAAGGAAAAGGGUGUGUUUUUUUUUUUCCAGAUUUGAUGGGUUUUUAGCACAUAAAUUAAAGAGUUCAGGGGAGCUUUCUCCCUUUUCCAGAAAGUCACGUAUGGAGUCACCAAAUGGCCAUGACACUGGAGGUUUGGGCAAUCCAGUGGGUCAAGAGUGUGAAACUUUCCUCAAAUCUGAUCUGAAGCAGAAUUUGCACUCAGCAAUUUUUUCCCACCUGCUGAUAUUUAUGCCUGUGAGUGAUCUUUUCUGGGGAAGUCUUCCCAAAAAAACAUCAGUCCUGGUUUUUUUUUUUUUUUUUUUUUUUUUGCACCAAGAAAUCCAAGAGGAUGCAGCAGCCCACAGUGAAAAAAAACGUGUUACCCCAUGGCAUCCAAGCAUUGUGGGCAUAACAUCUUCCACUAAAAAUGCUUUCCUCACCAAAAACGAAGGGCAAAGGGGGAAAACAAGGAUAAAACUUGGAAAAAAAACAAAAAACAAAACAAAACAAAA
Messenger RNA from Cygnus olor (mute swan), 3590 nucleotides. RefSeq names its product fasciculation and elongation protein zeta 1 (gene FEZ1). The transcript is spliced from 10 exons. The record is from RefSeq and is a predicted model, not a curated record. NCBI's taxonomy places the organism in Eukaryota, Metazoa, Chordata, Aves, Anseriformes, Anatidae. Bases 105 to 1301 code for a protein of 398 amino acids. Gene Ontology annotation, cellular component: cytoplasm; axon.